UGAAGCUGUAACGAUUACGACUCUCAUGGAGCUUUGCGGCAUAGCGCGGGAUGGAAUGAUUUCCGUGACGCCUGUUGUCUAAACUGCGCAUAUAGGAAAUAGAUUCAGAACGUUCGGACCGGUGUCCUUUUAUAAGCGCGCGGCGCGAAGCAUCCGGGUGCGCCCCGCGAUCCUUCUUUGCUCCCCCUCCUUGCCAGUAUUCGCAGUCCGAAGGUAAUUUAAGAGUAAGCGCGGGCAUCACGUUCACAAGUGAAGAUGGGACGCUCCUCCAAAGACAAACGUGACAUUUACUACCGUUUGGCCAAGGAAGAAGGGUGGCGAGCUCGUAGUGCAUUCAAACUUCUGCAGCUGGAUGAGGAAUAUCACUUGUUUCAAGGUGUCUCCCGGGCUGUGGAUCUCUGCGCAGCACCUGGGAGUUGGAGUCAGGUUCUGAGCCGAAAGCUCAAAGGAGAAGAUCCUAAAAAUGCAGAUAUCAAAAUAGUGGCUGUAGAUUUGCAAGCCAUGGCUCCAUUGCCAGGAGUCAUUCAGAUCCAAGGGGACAUCACCAAGGUUUCAACAGCUCAGGAAAUCAUUCGCCAUUUUGAGGGGCAGCCAGCUGACUUGGUUGUGUGUGAUGGAGCCCCUGAUGUGACCGGACUCCAUGAUAUAGAUGAGUACAUUCAGGCCCAGCUGUUGCUUGCUGCCUUGAACAUCACUACGCAUGUCCUAAAGAAGGGGGGGACUUUUGUAGCUAAGAUAUUCCGAGGAAAGGAUGUCACUCUCCUCUAUUCCCAGUUGAGGAUAUUCUUCCCUGAUGUGACAUGUGCCAAACCCCGAAGUAGCCGCAACUCUAGCAUUGAAGCCUUUGUUGUUUGCCAAAACUACAGUCCCCCUGAAGGCUAUGUGCCAAACAUGUCCAAUCCCCUGUUGGAUCAUUGUUAUGAUGUGGAUUUUAAUCAGCUGGAGGGUCCCAAUCGGGUCAUUGUUCCUUUCCUGGCUUGUGGAGAUCUGAGUGCUUAUGAUUCUGAUCGGACCUACCCGCUACAGCUGGAUCCUGAGAAGGAAUAUACCUACGUGCCUCCAACCCAGCCGCCCAUCCGUCCUGCCUACGAAGAAGCCUGCUUCUUAAAGAAACACAACCUCCUUACCAAGGAACAAGUCCCCCACCCUCAGCUGUCAGAGCAGGGGGCCCAAAAUUUUCCUCUACAGACUGAGGUUGUAAAUGCCCUGGAGGAACUGUCAGUGUAACAUGACCAGAGGACUGGGGAGAGAGAAAUACGCAUGUGCAUUGCCCCCUGCCGGGUUGAAAGACUUUACAUUGUAUCUUCUGCAGAAGCAAAGGCGGGGAUGAUGGGCUUGUCUCCAGAGUUGGAACUUGUGGGGUGGGUCUCAGGGCCUAUUGGUACCAUAACAGGCCUUUGGAAGCACAUCAAAAUGCAAAAGAACUCCACUCCCCAAUAGACACAAUCGCAGGUUGCAGUCAUAGGAUACAGACAAUCUGGCUAUCUGUUCUUCCAGAGCAGACUCAGACUUCAGAAGCAGGCAGCACAUGGCAGAGAUUAGCCAGGGCUGACAUGCAGGGCUGCUGUUUUAGUCCUCCUGGCUGUUAUGAAGCAGCUGGAGAGGCUGUCUUUUCCUUCCCCGCUUCCUGCCUUCUUUUCCCUUCCAAGGGGGAGAAUUUGUGGUGGUUGAAACCAGGGUCAUCACCUUACUCCCACCCUUCUCUGUCCCUUUUUCAGUUCUCCCCACCCCCAGAUCUGCAAGAGGGUGAAAGCUGAAGCAGCCACAAAGAUGGAGUAUUUUUGCAGGGCUCCUCAUCAUAAUCACAGAUAUUGAAAGUGAGAUAGGGAAGGGGGUACAGUUUUGCCCUAGACCAUAUUAGGCCUGUUUGGGGUAAAUGAAACAUUGCUGGCUUAGGAUUUAAGUGUGUUGUACACACAGAGCCAUAGCAUCCUCAUCAGGUCUGUUCUGAAGUGAGAUAACAGAUAACCUGGAUGUUCAUAUAAUGUCAGUUCUAGGAUAAAAACUCUGCAUAGCUUGCUUCUGUUAGUUUAAAAGACAUUUAACUUAAUUCCUGGUUAGUUUGCAGCUUUUCCUAUUUUAUUGCUCAAAAAGCCUAGGAAAGUCCUCUGUGCUUAAACUGCAGCACUUAUUUUAAUAAAAUCUUAUCAUUUUUU
Messenger RNA from Python bivittatus (Burmese python), 2156 nucleotides. It is a transcript of the gene FTSJ1, whose product is annotated as FtsJ RNA 2'-O-methyltransferase 1. Gene Ontology annotation, cellular component: cytoplasm. Gene Ontology annotation, molecular function: tRNA methyltransferase activity. Lineage: Eukaryota; Metazoa; Chordata; Lepidosauria; Squamata; Pythonidae. Gene Ontology annotation, biological process: tRNA methylation; cytoplasmic translation. The record is from RefSeq and is a predicted model, not a curated record.